Molecule: messenger RNA, 3519 nt
Organism: Bactrocera oleae (olive fruit fly)
Lineage: Eukaryota; Metazoa; Arthropoda; Insecta; Diptera; Tephritidae
Gene: Inos
Product: Inositol-3-phosphate synthase
Biological process (GO): phospholipid biosynthetic process; inositol biosynthetic process
Cellular component (GO): cytoplasm
Molecular function (GO): inositol-3-phosphate synthase activity
Source: RefSeq, a predicted model, not a curated record
UGCUCACAAAGUUGGUCUAACAAAGACGAAAUUCAACGAAUUAAAAAACGAAUUGCGUGAGCAUUCAACCUAUUCACCAUAUUUGGCUUCCAGCGACUACUACCUCUUCAGAAACCUGAAACAAUUCCUUCGCGGAAAGCGUUUUUCUUCAAAAGAAGAAGCUAUUACAGCCGUAGACGGGUAUUUUGCAGAGCUUGCGGCAAGUCAUUAUAGGAAGAGCAUAAAACUAUUGGAGUAUCACUGGAGCCCUUAUCACUACCACAAUGAUAUUCUCCAAACAACCUUUUCUAAGGAGCAUUUAGAUACACAGGUGAAAUUAGAUGACUUGCACAGAUUAACUACACGCAACAGUAUUAUCUUGAGGUCGAAUUUUAUCAACAAAAAAUAUCUCUUUAAUAGUUUAAGAAAUGUAUAUAUUACUCUGAUGGAAUUACAAUUUUACCAUGCCUUUUUGAAUUGUUUGGUCUGGUACAAAACCUGUAUAUAGUUACAUACAAAAGUGUGUAUGAAAACAAAAAAUUGUUUUGCAAGAAUGACGCGCAAAUGCCAAGCCGGUAAACCCGCAGCCACGAGCCAGUUGCGUGGCCGAUAUCGAUGCCGGUACCAAAUGUUGUUAGCGUUUGGUCCAAUAUGAACAUAAAAACCAACAUGCAUAAUCACAUACAUACAUACAUAUGUAUGGAUGCAGGUAUACCAGAACUCAAUUCAUAGUGCACAUAUAGACUACUCUACUUUCAUAUUUAUAUACCUACUUAUAGGUAUGCUGGCUGCAUGAAUUAGCGCUUGUAUGUGUACGAAUGUGUAGAAACUUGCAAGCCACGCGCUAUCCCAAUUUAUUGACGGGGGUGCUCACUUGGCCCCACCAACAGCGUUGGAGCAUUGCUUUCUUCGUAAUUCUAUCGACACACACUACCACACAUGCAACUGCUAUAUGGUGGUGGCUAUACGUCGACUUUGGAGAACAAGCAAACGCCGGCUGGUAUUCAACAUAAAUAGGAGCGCAUGGUGUCGUGAGAGUUCAUUGGUUGAAAAACUGCCAAACUGAGCUGAGCUGUGAGUGAAAAGUAAAUUUCAACGCUACCGCAACAAUAAAAACUAAACAUUUUUCAAAGUAAAGAUACACACAUACUACAUACUUAUAUGCAUAAUAAUACUAUUGCAUAAAAGAAGACAAGUGAAGACGUAAACUCUUUAAGCAAUUUGUGAAAAUAUUCAAUACAAUUUACAUAUUUAAAAUUUUUAAAGACUGUAAAACCACCGCAAUUUAAAAAACACAAAAACACAGAAUAUAUAAAAAUACAAGUAAUAUAGACUAAAGAAGCGAAUUUCAUUAACUGCAAUAAUUCAAUAAAAAUCAAUAACACAAUACAAUAUGAAAUCGGACACUGCUACCUUGGAAGUCAUUUCGCCAAAAGUGCAAAUCAGUGAGAACUACAUCGAGACCGAUUACGAGUACCAGACGUCGCAUGUAAAACGUAGUGCCAAUGGCAAAAUUCAGGUACACCCUGAGACAGCCGCGCUUAAGAUCCGCACCGAUCGUCGUGUGCCGAAAUUGGGUUUAAUGCUCGUUGGCUGGGGUGGAAAUAAUGGUUCCACACUAACAGCCGCCUUGGAGGCUAAUCGUCGUCAAUUGCAAUGGCGUAAACGUACUGGCGUACAAAAGGCCAAUUGGUUUGGUUCCAUUACACAAGCAUCGACUGUACUAAUUGGCUCCGAUGAAGAUGGCAAGGAUGUGCAUUUGCCAAUGAAGGAUCUCGUACCCAUGGUUAAUCCCGAUGAUAUUGUCGUUGAUGGUUGGGACAUUAGUUCGGCAAAUAUUGGCGAUGCUAUGCAACGUGCGCAAGUAUUAGAUGUGGAGCUGCAAGAUCAACUGCACAAGCAUUUGUCGACGCUCCAGCCGCGUCCAUCAAUUUACGAUCCCGAUUUUAUUGCGGCCAAUCAGUUGGAUCGCGCCGAUAAUCUCAUUAAGGGCACUAAAUUUGAACAAUACGAACAGUUGCGUCGUGAUAUACGCGAUUUUAAACAGAAGUCCGGUGUCGAUACGGUACUCGUAUUGUGGACUGCGAAUACGGAACGUUUCUCAGCUGUAAAAGAGGGGCUGAAUUCCACCAUGGCUGAGUUGGAGGCAUCGUUGAAGGCAAAUAAGACAGAGAUAUCGCCAUCGACAAUUUUCGCUAUGGCCAGCAUUGAUGAAGGUUGUACUUAUAUCAAUGGCUCGCCGCAAAACACUUUUGUACCUGGUUUAGUUGAAUUGGCCGAACAUAAGGGAGUCUUCAUUGCCGGUGACGAUUUCAAAUCGGGACAAACCAAAUUAAAGUCGGUGUUGGUGGACUUUUUGGUGGGUGCAGGCAUUAAGCCAGUAUCCAUUGUGAGCUACAACCAUUUGGGUAAUAAUGAUGGCAAAAACUUGUCGGCACCGCAGCAAUUCCGCUCUAAGGAGAUUUCCAAAAGCAACGUGGUCGACGAUAUGGUCGAAUCCAACGAUGUGCUCUACAAACCCAAUGAGCAUCCCGAUCAUGUGGUGGUCAUUAAGUAUGUACCCUAUGUGGGCGACAGCAAGCGCGCUAUGGAUGAGUACACCUCGGAAAUUAUGAUGGGCGGUCAUAAUACGCUCGUCAUACACAAUACCUGUGAGGAUUCACUACUUGCCUCACCGCUCAUACUUGACUUGGUUAUCCUCGGCGAAUUAUGCUCACGCAUACACAUCAAAAGCAAUGAGCGUGCGGACGCACCUUGGGUGUCCUUUAAACCGGUCCUCUCGCUGCUCAGCUACCUAUGCAAGGCGCCGUUGGUGCCACGUGGCACACAAGUGGUGAAUUCACUAUUUCGCCAACGUUCGGCUAUUGAGAAUAUCUUACGCGGCUGCAUUGGUCUGCCACCCAAUUCACACAUGAUGUUGGAGCAACGUUUUGAUUUUGCGUCGAUUAGCAAUGAGCCGCCAACCAAGAAAUUGAAGAGCGUGUCGAAUGGUUGUGCCACUGAAUUGAAUGCUAAAUCUGUCAAAGUGUCAUCUAAUGGUCACUAUGCCAACGGUAACGCGAAUGGUCACACGAAUGGUCUCACACAUUAGGCGCUAAUUUGCUGGAGGCGCUCAAGAAAACCAAUGUUUUAAGGGGAAGACUAAAUUAUGCGGCGUUGUUGUUGGUAGUGCAUAGGAAAACUAUUUAGUUGAUAGUAAAUAAAAAUUAAAUCGGUUUGAGACAUUCCCUAUACAUUAUCCCACCCUUGACGCAUAUUUAUUUGAUAACUUUGCCUCCCGCUCAUUUUUGAAGGCGCUUUUGUAGCAAUUUACACAAUAAUAUAGUUCUAUGUAGUUUAUAGCGCACUUUUAAUAUUGUACUUGCAAAUAUACAUAAGUAUAUAACUGUAAAAUAUAUAUACAAUAAUAAAUAAAUAACUUACCAAGUAGUUUUUGGUCACGCGAAAAAAAAACAUUAAAAACAAGUUCUUGUUUCAGAUGGCUUAUUAGAAAUCGACAAUUUUCUUAUUGUUUUAGUGUUGCAUGAAAAACUGAAAAAA